This is a messenger RNA of Spodoptera littoralis (African cotton leafworm), 1344 nucleotides long. Lineage: Eukaryota; Metazoa; Arthropoda; Insecta; Lepidoptera; Noctuidae. The record is from the annotation of a GenBank genome assembly.
AUGAUUGAUGUUAAAGCUAAAAUUAGUUCCUUUUUUAUUUUCAACUCUAGUUUUGGACCACGGGAAGGCGAAGAGCUACAAAGGAUAUUAUACUUUUACCCUAGUCAGACCAGUGCAGAUACACAGAAAAUGCAAGUCGGAUUAUGUGAAGCGGUUAUUAAAUUCAUGUCUACAUUCUCACCGAAGCCAUGUGAAGCUUUACGAACACAGACAAAAAAAUACAUUUUCUAUCAACCAGAAAAAGGAUAUUGGAUGGUUCUGGUUGUCAGAAUUCCAUACACAACAAAAGCAUUGUCAGCUAUUGGAGAAAGUAAAGGAACUGAUUUUGUAAUCCCAUCUGUGAUGUUUGAUCUACUAAAGUCAUCUUAUAAAAUGUUCAGAAUGUUCAGAGGAUUGUUCAAAAACUUUACAGUAGAAGAAAUAUAUUCAGUUUGUGACCAGUUCUUCACACCGUACAUAUUGUCUAGAAAUAUAUCCAAUGAUGUGGCAGACGUCAUUCAGGGCAUCAGCUAUUUGCCUCUAGACAAGAAUGCAUUCUUCAAAGUUUUAUGCUUCAUUGACUUAUUAGAAGUUAAUUAUCCACAUUUCAAAUGUAUUUCAUUUAUCUACAAUGAGCAACUCAUUUGGAACGGGUUGGAUACAGAUGACAUGUUAACCUUAUACCAAUAUUUGGUACAGUCCUUACUACCAAAGGAAGUGGAAAAGGAAAUCCAUGGAGGUGCUGUAGCUGCUGCCCAGAGACAUGGUCGAUUCAUCCAUCCUUCUGAAGGGAACCAUGAAGAGAAACUAAUGAAAGUUUAUCUAAAGCGAGAGGAGGAUUCAGAGGCAAAGCAGUAUUAUUUAGUUGUUUACAGAACUAUGAGUGCCACUAUAUGUUUGACUGUUGAUGUCACUGUGGAAGUACAGCCAGAGAUGUUGAGAUCAUUAGACACUUUUAUUGGACCCCAGCUGUCAACAAUAGCCUCGAUUAUUGGUGAACAAUGCACAAUACAUGCCCUGCAAACAGCACAGCUUUUAUCAGAACACAAGUUUGUGUACUUCAAUAGGCUGAAUCUUGCUUUUAAAACUUCUCCAUCUGUGACCAAACUGCACCCUUCUACUGCUGUAAAGCCUGAAGUCCUAAGUAUUAUAGCAGAUAUACACACUGAUAAAAAAAGCCUUGGAAACUAUGGAGAAAUUAUCAUUAAAACCCCAGAUGAAUACUGGAUUACAGGAAAGUCUUCAAAUGACAGAGAAUUUUAUGUAAUUAUUCAAGAAAAAAAUGCCAAUCUUAAAGAAAUAGCAGAUGAAGUGAGGCGGAUAUGUGAAACCCAAAUGAAAGGCAUAUUUUUUUAUCCAAUGUAA